Messenger RNA from Babesia sp. Xinjiang, 1611 nucleotides. RefSeq lists its product as uncharacterized. The record is from RefSeq and is a predicted model, not a curated record. The coding region runs from base 1 to 1611 and encodes 536 amino acids. The transcript has a single exon. Lineage: Eukaryota; Apicomplexa; Aconoidasida; Piroplasmida; Babesiidae.
AUGAUGUAUAGGUGUAUAUCUGUCAUCUUGAUAACAUUACUUGGUUUUAUCAUCCCUAGUGACGCAUUCGAUAUGCAUGAAUGGGCACAGGCUCCUGCAGACACAUCGGGUAUGAAAAGUGUGGAUGUUGCCCAUGAAACAAGCAAAGCCGAUGAACUUUCAGUGGCUGAAGAGGGUGUAAAGGCAAUGGAUGGAUCCACUGAGGCCGACGAGUUGGAGAAGGCGCUUAAGGAGUUACAUGAUCAGACAUAUUUCGGGGUGGUACACGAUGAAAGGCCAGAGGAUCAUAAAACUGGCGUAAAAUCGGAAGAACAUAAAAAUCUUCACGAAAAUGAUGAGGCGAGUAAGAAAUCCGAACAACCUAAAAUAGAAAUUCCAAAUGGUUCCAAUGAGGGUACGAAGGUGAUCCCCCAAAUGGAACAUGAAAUUAAAGAACAUAGUAUUGCAUUACCUGAACAUCAUGCCGAGGCUAGCGUGCCUGUAUCAGUGAACGACGUUACGUCACUAAUCCCUAAAACGCCCUCAGACGAGCACAAUACCACAUCAGGUAAUGAAGAUACCUUUGUCAACGACACUACACCAAUCGCCCGAAAUAUGCGAUUAAAUACGAUGGCGAAAAUAGACGAAACUAUCGAGAAGCUUGACAGUCGUUUGCAGACAUUCUUAGAAGCAGUAUCUGAAUCUUCACAUGACUUAAGCUACUAUCAAAGCUUACUGGAGAACGCUUAUGAAACAUUUUGCAGAGAGAUAAAUGGCGAUCUUACACCUUUAGGUGCUAGAUACCCACGUAAUGAGGGUGAUGUAACACCGGUAACCGUUAUGAUUAGCGCCGACAUGUCUAGCGCCAUUCGCCGCAGUUUUGACACUAAGGUGGAAGUUUUAGAACUUGCGGCCUCUGAAGUGGCCACACAAAAAUCAAAGGAAACGGGUGCAAGAACUAUUCAUGAUGCCCUAACAAACGGUUUGAUAAUGGUGAGGAGUACCAUUGCUUCGCCUGGACUAACGAUACACAGCACUAGCAACGAGAUGAAAAACAUGAAUGCAAUCAUAGCAGAUAUGUCAAAGUCUCUUUUGGCUGACAUAAUUAAGUGGACAUUGCAAGAAGAUGUUUUGAAAAAGCAACUAUUCGCCAAGAUUGUAGAACGAGAUGAAUUCAUUAAGGCACAUAAAUCCGACAUCAACGUCGAUAAGUUUACACAAGAAAUACGUAAAAUCGCUGGAGAUUUCCAUAUAGCACAAAACGAAAAGGCAGGUGCCAUUCAGAAACAAAACGGGUUUAAGGAAUACCUGGAUGAAAUGCGCGAGGAUAUAAACACCAUCCAACGGCUGAUAGACACUUACUUUGCCACAGUCCACAACGGACAUGCAAAGGCAAUAAUAGCAGAGGCUAACAACGAACUCAACAAGGACGGUCAAGCUGAAAGCGAGUUGAGACUGCGAUUAGCUCAAGAAAAGGUACAUAACGAUGCUAUCCUUAAAUCGGAAGACACAGGAGAACACUUCCAGUGUCCCCCAAACUACCGUCCACUUGAUCCUAGCAAACCAGCAGGAGACGGUAAUCCAUGUGGACGAUUCAUUAGACGCCAAGCAGACCAGUCAACUCAUGUCUAG